Messenger RNA from Phyllotreta striolata, 597 nucleotides. The record is from the annotation of a GenBank genome assembly. NCBI's taxonomy places the organism in Eukaryota, Metazoa, Arthropoda, Insecta, Coleoptera, Chrysomelidae.
AUGGAAUAUGCAUGGCCAGAGGACUUUUACAGGGACACGGUUAUGGAAAAGGAAAAGGAGUAUAAAGAGGUCGAGGAUGUAGGCAGUGACACAGUGCUAUUGAUAGAUGAGGGAAAGAGCAAGGCAUUAGAUAAGGAAAUAACGAGGAAAAUCCCACAGAUAUCAAGAGUCUUGGAGGACAUAGAAGGGGAAGUGGAACGAAUAAUUGAAAGUUCGACGACACAAUUUGGUAAAGGGAAAACGAUAACGAACACGAGAAAAUUUCUAGUUGCGCAAUAUGAAGAGGACGAAGAAGUUUUGGAACUGGUUGGUGAAGAGGAAGCUUUUAAAAAAAGGCCGAAAAUAAUGAAAACGCCCCCUCCGAUGAGGAAACUAAAGGAGGAAGUAAUUGUUAGAGCAAGCUCGUUUAGUGGAAGUACGAAGAGACAAAGAGAAGAGGAUGAAGGAACGGAAUUAGAGGAAUUCAUGGAACUUUUCGAUAAGAUAUAUGGAAAGGCAAGAAGGUUAAUGGAGCUCAUAGGAGAAAACACUAAUACAAAGGUGGAGAUCAAAGAUGAGAUCAGGGAGCUGAAACUACAAACGGAAAAAAGCAAAUAG